This is a messenger RNA of Prunus mume (Japanese apricot), 1019 nucleotides long. Its product is annotated as Low-density receptor-like protein. The record is from RefSeq and is a predicted model, not a curated record. Lineage: Eukaryota; Viridiplantae; Streptophyta; Magnoliopsida; Rosales; Rosaceae. Gene Ontology annotation, cellular component: chloroplast inner membrane; chloroplast thylakoid membrane.
CCAAAUUCCCAUUUCAAAGUAUCAGGGGGUCACGACCCAAAAAAAAAGAAGUUAUCAGGGGUUAAUUAGAGAUAUCAAAAAAGUUAAAACUAUUUGCGUAUAUGUGUAUUAUCCUAGGCUACAGGCUUACAACUAGGCAAAUCAUUUCAUUUCCAGGUUUGGUGAAAUAGUUUGCAUCGCCCUUUCCUCCGCUUCUCUCUCUCUCUCUCUCUCUUCCCCCUAAUGGCGAUCUGCUUUGCUCCUUUAUCCGCCUCAUUUUCAGGCGGCGGAUGUCAGCUGAAGGCGCGUGAGAUGUGGUGGUCCAGCAACAGUCGGGCAGAAUCAGCAAAGCUCACUACCCAAAGCCCAAGGAAAAAUAUUCAACUGCGAACCAAACGCAAUUUCGCUAUUCGUGCUGAGUACAGUGAUGAUAGUAGGGGUGGAGGUGCUGAUUUUCUUGCUGGAUUUGUCUUAGGUGGUGCUGUCUUUGGGACUUUAGCUUAUGUUUUUGCUCCACAGAUUAGAAGAUCUCUACUUAAUGAAGAUGAAUACGGAUUCCGGAAGGCCAGAAGACCAAUAUAUUAUGAUGAAGGUUUGGAGAAGACCAGGCAGACCUUGAAUGCAAAAAUAAGCCAGCUCAAUUCGGCCAUUGACAAUGUCUCUUCGCGUUUGAGAGGUGGGAACAAUGUGCCGACGGUGCCAAUUAAAAGUGAUCCUGAAGUAGAAGCAACCAUGUGAGAUUCAUUUCAGUUUCUUAUAUUGGAGGAGAGCAGCAGUUAGGUCUGUGACUGGAUUCGAUCUUAUGUCUGCUUGGUUGAGUUGGGGCUUUCUUUUGGGAGUUUUCUGCCUGCUUCUUGUGCUUAUCUCUGCAUUGUUCCCUGUUGGAAGCCUUUGUCCACCUUGUUCUGUAAUGUCAUCUUGGUAUGGUACCAAUAAAAGUUUGUUUCUUUUAAGGAACAAAAUGAAAACUUGUAAUAAUAUUUCUUGUAGGAAAAAUCUUGUCUUUCAUUCUCCAAAUCCCUUUGUUUUCCCGGAUGAAA